UGGCCAAGCCGUGAGGUCGCCGCUGGAUCAAUUGGAGGCACAGCUCAAUCUCGUCUUGGAACACACAGGUCGUCUCUUUGCGAACAAUGCAAGAAACCAUGGCCAGAUCAACAACCCUUCGCGACUAAAGCAGGUGAUUGCUGGCGCCAACAAUAACUUUCACGAUGCACUCGAUCAACUCGAGAGCGAACUGGUGAGUUGCGAUGGAUUCCAUUGUAUUGUUUGAGUUUUAUAUCAUAAUCACCUAUCUCACAUCUACGCUGCACCGUUUUUCGCUCUAUCUUAUCACUCCAAUCGACGACAGCGGCUGAUGAUGUUGUCAGAGUUUGGCACGCGCAGUGAUGCGUCGUGAUCUCGCUACAUAUCGUUCUCAGCGAGGGGCUCGGAUGCAGACCGAAGCCACCACAACUGCUGUGCCGACUGAGACUGACAACGCUACGGCGAUCAACCUUGAUGAUGACGUUGUCAUGGGAGAGUCACCCAUAGGAGACGCCAAAAUGUCAACACCUGGAGAGGAAACUGGACUGCCAGAAGGAGAACCGAAUGGCGAUUCCAACUCGCCGCUUCAUCUUGACAUACCAGGACAGGACCAUCAAGCGGCAGGCCAUCCGGGCGACGAGAACACGGGUACUUACAGCAACUUCGACUUCGAAUCUCUAUUCAAUGAUCCAAGCAGCGCCGGUCCCGCAUCGCGAGGCAGUCCUAAGACCCUCCCCGCUCCUUCACCACCUCAACCUCUGGCAGAAGUACCGGCACCAGAUCCUCCUGCAUUAGCAGAAGACACGAGACCCCCUCCAACUCGAACAAUGACCAUACCCGACGACGAACCCAUCAAACCAGCCUCCUUCAACGACUCAAACGACGACUUUGACUUUGCGGACCUCACAAACUUCGGACCUACAGACACAGAUAUGCAAGAUACCGAUGGCAUCUCCUCCCUCCUCCCUGGACUUGAGAGCUAUGCAAAUUCAGGCGGUGGCAAUGGAGGUGACUCAAAUCCUCAAUCCGUACCCGCACACUUCAACAUCUUUGAUGCAGCAGGUGCUGGCGACUUCGGAAGCGCGCCGCAACAGGAUGGAACGGGUAACGCUAAACAAGAUGGACAACAGCAACAGCAGCAGCAGCCACAACAGCCUGAUAUGGGCAGUAGAGACGACACCUUUGACGACAUCAUGAACUUCACCGAGUUUGACAUGGGCGACUUCUCUGGUGGUGGUGAAGGCGAGGGAGGAGAAAGCAAGUUUGAUGCAGAUUUCUUUGACCUCUGAUUGCAGAAGAGAGAGCUUGGACAUCUGAUCUACAUUCGGUCAUAAGGACGAGCAUGGAGGCUUGGUGGGCAAAUCCCGGCCACCUCUCACCUGACGCGCUUCUCUUGCAUCAGGGAGACAUUCAUUGCUCAAACGACAAAGAGCAUCGUAAUAAUACGAAGCGGCGGUCAUUGAAUAG
Aureobasidium subglaciale EXF-2481 is the source of this 1446-nucleotide messenger RNA. RefSeq lists its product as uncharacterized. Lineage: Eukaryota; Fungi; Ascomycota; Dothideomycetes; Dothideales; Saccotheciaceae. The transcript has 2 exons. The coding region runs from base 342 to 1268 and encodes 308 amino acids. The record is from RefSeq and is a predicted model, not a curated record.